GAUGCUUGGGGAAUCGGGAGAUCGCCGAAUCUCGAGCGUGCUUCAGGCUGGAUGGUUUCUGCAGCUCCGGUGCCACGGAACUGUACUGCGCCACUGAAUCCCUGAUCAGGUGGGAACAGUUUCAACGGUCGGAUUAGGUGCGGUUACGGUGUCAACUUCGGUUUGGGGGGAAUUAAACAUGGUGCUGAACCAUGAUUGUUUUGGGCAUCUUGGCAUGCAGGACGCGCCCGGUCAUUUUUUUGUUUCCACAUGCUUACCGGUGCCCAGGGGUGCCGGCAGUUGUCACCAAAUUGGGCGAGCUAGUUCUUUGCUUCAGUUAGCACUUCUCCAUCGGCUGGAUGACCCCUCACAUUUAAUGCACGCCGAUAAUGAUCCAGAGGCUGCUGUUCUUCGUCUUGGAUAUGUGAAGCCUGAAGUUAUCAGCUGGACACCAAGGAUAAUUGUUUUCCAUAAUUUUCUUAGUUCAGAGGAAUGUGAUUACCUAAUGGCAAUUGCUAGACCAAGACUCCAAAUUUCCACUGUAGUGGAUGUCGCAACGGGAAAGGGUGUAAAAAGUGAUGUUCGGACAAGUUCUGGUAUGUUCGUGAAUUCUGAAGAAAGAAAAUCUCCAGUCAUUCAGGCUAUAGAGAAACGGAUUUCUGUGUUUUCUCAAAUACCUAAAGAAAACGGGGAACUUAUUCAAGUAUUGAGGUAUGAAGCAAGUCAAUAUUAUAGGCCACAUCAUGAUUAUUUUUCUGAUACUUAUAACCUGAAACGUGGGGGGCAGCGUGUUGCUACAAUGCUGAUGUAUUUGACUGAUGGUGUUGAAGGUGGUGAAACCCAUUUCCCACAGGCAGGAGAAGGCCAGUGCAGUUGCGGAGGAAACAUUGUCCGAGGACUGUGUGUCAAGCCAAACAAAGGCGAUGCCGUUCUCUUUUGGAGCAUGGGAUUGGAUGGCAACACUGACCCGAACAGCAUCCACAGCGGGUGCCCUGUUCUGAAAGGCGAGAAAUGGUCGGCGACGAAAUGGAUGAGGCAGAAGAUGACUUUCUGAUUGUAAUUAUUUGGGUUUGGUCCGUACAGAGAAAUUCCUUUUUUUCUAUUCUGUACAACAUUUUUCUUUGAAAUGGAAAGAACAUUUUGGUAAAUCUGACAAGUAAAUGAAUAGAGAGGAAGAAUCACCUCAGAUUUA
This is a messenger RNA of Panicum hallii, 1171 nucleotides long. Its product is annotated as prolyl 4-hydroxylase 1. Gene Ontology annotation, cellular component: endoplasmic reticulum. The transcript has 12 exons. Lineage: Eukaryota; Viridiplantae; Streptophyta; Magnoliopsida; Poales; Poaceae. Gene Ontology annotation, biological process: peptidyl-proline hydroxylation to 4-hydroxy-L-proline. The record is from RefSeq and is a predicted model, not a curated record. The coding region runs from base 179 to 1033 and encodes 284 amino acids. Gene Ontology annotation, molecular function: iron ion binding; L-ascorbic acid binding; procollagen-proline 4-dioxygenase activity.